Struthio camelus australis is the source of this 1880-nucleotide messenger RNA. RefSeq names its product aconitate decarboxylase 1 (gene ACOD1). Gene Ontology annotation, molecular function: aconitate decarboxylase activity. Gene Ontology annotation, cellular component: mitochondrion. The record is from RefSeq and is a predicted model, not a curated record. Gene Ontology annotation, biological process: defense response. Lineage: Eukaryota; Metazoa; Chordata; Aves; Struthioniformes; Struthionidae.
UGGUUGCCAGUCAUUUGUUGCUUCUCUCUGGGACCACUCACCAUCCAUCCAAGAUGUGGGCAAAGACAGUUACGGGAAAUUUUGCCAGUGUGAUUCAUGGUUUGAAUGGAAACCAUUUGACAGACCAAGUCAUUCAGAGAAGCAAGCGAAUGAUUCUGGAUACUCUUGGAGUUGGGCUUCUCGGUACCAGCACUGAGAUCUGCCACAAAGUGAUACAGUACAGCAAAAUCUACAGCUCAGAUAUAUCCAGUACCGCCUGGGGCCACUUGGGUUUCCGACUUCCUCCUCUGUAUGCAGCUUUUGUAAAUGGAGUGGCUGUGCACUCAAUGGAUUUUGAUGACACAUGGCACCCAGCCACACACCCGUCUGGGGCUGUGCUUCCUGCUGUGAUUGCACUCUCAGAGGCCUUUUCUCAAAAGAAAAAAAUCUCUGGCCUUGACCUGCUCUUAGCUUUCAACGUGGGAAUUGAAGUGCAAGGCAGGUUGCUACGCUUUUCCAGUGAAGCCAGGAACAUUCCUAAAAGGUUUCACCCACCCACUGUGGUUGGUACAAUGGGAAGUGCAGCAGCCUGUGCUAAACUGCUAGCUCUUGACCAGCUGCAAUGUAAAAACACCUUGGCUAUUGCUGCCUCCUAUGCAGGUGCCCCACUGGCUAAUGCAGCAACCCAGACAAAGCCCCUCCACGUUGGCAAUGCAGCAAAACAUGGACUGGAAGCAGCUUGCUUAGCAUCACUGGGUGUUCAAGGAAACGGACAGAUCUUGGACAUGGAUUCGGGGAUGGGUGCCUUUUAUACAGAUUACAACCCACAGACUCUGCCAACCUUACAGUCCUAUCCUUGGCUGUUGGACCAACAAGACGUAGCCAUCAAACGCUUUCCUGCUCACCUUGGAACACACUGGGUGGCUGAUGCAGCCUCUUCUGUUAGGAGGAAGCUCGUAGAGCACCAUAACAUGCUCCCCCUUGACAAAAUUCAGAAAGUCAUCGUCAAGGUCCCAGAGGUCAGAUACGUGAACAGACCCACCCCUAAUUCAUAACAUGAAUCUCGACACUCUUGCCAGUUUGUUUCCUGCUCUGCUUUACUGGAUGGCAGCAUGUCAGUUCAGUCCUUUGCCAGUGAGAACAUUCAUAGAGCAGCCUUACGGGAGCUUCUCUGCAAAACACACCUAGAGCAUCCUUCUGAUAACAAGCCCAGCUUUGAGAGUCUUUAUUGUGAAGUGAGCGUUACACUUCAGGAUGGCAACACAUUCAGUGACCGCUGCAAUACGUUCUAUGGGCACUGGAGGAAACCUCUGAAAAAAGAAGACUUGGAGAAAAAAUUCCAAUCCAAUGCCUCCAGAGUCCUCUCUGCAGAAGCCACAGAAGGCAUUAUAGAGACGGUGUAUAAUCUGGAAAAAGUAGAGGACUCUUCUGUAUUAAGUACAUUUUUACUGGGACAGUCCGCCAGAGCACUUUCAGAGAAACUGCACUUACUUUAAACAGUAUUCCAUCACUUUAGAGCCCAACUUACAGCUAGAUGCUAUUCACAAAGCUAGUAAAAAAUUCAGGAAAAUCUCUCAUUUAGUGAUUCAGGAACUUUUAAAUUGGACUCCUGUAACAUAAGAGCCAUGCUCAGUGCAAUAUUGUGUUUUUUUGACUAAGUAAAUAAUUUAGAGAUUACGUGCAUAUUUCAGUCAGAGAGGCUGAACAGAAUAUCCUCUGCUGGCACAGCGUACUUCAGUUAUCUUUGUACCUCUAGAGGUAGAGCACUGCUUGCGUGCUACACAAAAAUGCCCCUGCCCUUCUGCCACAAAAGUGUACGCAUUCUGCUUCCAUUAAAUAACUUCAUAAGGAAGUUCCAAAUUCCGGAGGAGUAUGGAAAUGUUGUCUCUGUGAGAAACAUC